UGAUAUUUACUUAUCAACGUGUGGUUAUCUCAUGGUAUGUUACUACACAAAUUGGGCACAAUACAGACCGUCACCAAUGAAGUUUUUCCCAGAAGAUGUAGACGUAUCGCUUUGUAGUCAUAUUAUAUAUGCUUUUAGUAGAAUUGAAAACGAAAAAAAGUUGGACUUAUUUGAGUGGAAUGACGAUAAAAUGUAUGCACGAAUUAUGGAUUUGAAGAAAGUUAAUCCGAAAUUAAUGAUUUUGUUGGCAGUUGGUGGGUGGAAACAUGAAUCUGGUACAACUUCGCCAUUUUCAAUAAUGGUAAAUAACGAUGUAAAUCGUAAAAAGUUUGUCAAAUCGGUUGUGAAAUUACUCAGGAACUAUAAAUUUGAUGGUUUUGAUCUGGAUUGGGAAUUUCCGGGAGGAAGAGGUAAUUCACCAGCAAAAGAUAAACAAAUCUGGAUUGAAAGAUUUGUUAAACAAAGUUAUUGCACCAUUAUAUUGCAUCAUUAUAUUGUAACAUUAUAUUUCAUUUAUUUAAUGAUAAUUUUAAAUAAUAUUUCUUUACUUUUGAGGUUUACCGUUCUUGUAAAAGAACUUUCAGUUGCAUUCGAAAAAGAUGCAUUGGAAAGCGGAAAACCGGCUUUGCUUUUAACGGCUGCAGUUGCUUCAGCGUACGAUGUAGUUGAUGCUGGUUAUGAAGCUAAGGAAUUAAGUAAAUAUUUACAUUUGCUACAUAUUAUGGCUUACGAUCUACAUGGAACUUGGGAUAAAGUGACUGGACAUCACGCUGCUCUUAAAUAUGACGGAGGUAAAUCUCCAAAACGAAAAGAAUACACAGUUGAAUAUGCAGUUGAACACUGGAUUAAGAAAGGUUUUCCUCCUAGUAAAAUUACUUUAGGUCUUGCUACUUACGGAAGAUCUUUUUAUUUAGAAGAUGAAGAUGAUCAUGGAUUGUCGGCGGAUAUUGAUAUUUCCAAAAAAGAUGAUUUAGCUCCAAAAGGAGCAUUUACAAGAGAAGCAGGAUUAUUGGCUUACUACGAAAUUUGUUCAAUGGGGUUGACUGUUAUUCAAAAUAAUAAAGCCGGUGCUCCUUACGGCUAUAAGAAAACAGUUUGGGUUUCUUACGACGAUGCAAUUAGCUUGACAAACAAAUCCCAAUUAAUUAAAGAUAAAAAAUUAGCUGGCGCAAUGUUUUGGGCGUUGGAUAUGGAUGAUUUCAAUGGUAAACAGUGCGGACAAGGACGAUAUCCUUUAUUAUCGGCCGUAAAAACUGCUUUAGGUGGUAAAGUCAAAACUGAAAAUUUAAUUACAGAAGAAACUCGUUCAGGAGAGAUCGUAAUACCAAAGCCAAUGUAUAAUGGAAAAUGCUACGCCGUUGGGCUUUGGAAAGGAUAUCCAGGAAUGGAUAUAUGGUGUUUUAUUAAUUGCCCAAAGGGAGUAUGUCCAGUCUGCGCGUGCGCUUGUUAAGUUUUUUUACAUGUUUACAUGCUCCUACAAACUCUUGACAUAGAUAUUGCUUAGAAAAAUAUUUAAUUAUGAAUAAAGAUUAUAUACUUUUAUAAUAUACAACUGAUAUUAUUUGAUAUGUCACUUAAUAAAAGACUUUAUAAGAAAAAAAACUGUUAUUUAAAGUUAUUUUUGUUACAA
Molecule: messenger RNA, 1630 nt
Organism: Hydra vulgaris (swiftwater hydra)
Lineage: Eukaryota; Metazoa; Cnidaria; Hydrozoa; Anthoathecata; Hydridae
Source: RefSeq, a predicted model, not a curated record